GGAGUUUGGCUGCUUUGGAAGUGACUAAAAGUUACCUGUCUAAAUUACAACAUAAUACUACCGAUCCAAGUUUGUUUGUAAAUACAACAAGUCUGGAAAAUAAAAAUAAUGCCAGUACCAACAAGCAGCAUAAUAUGAUGUCACCUACAUCUCCAUCAACCACAAUCAAUACUUUCUUACCAUCAGAAGUCACUGCAAGUCUGGAAAAUAAAAAUAAUGUCAGUACCAACCAGCAUAAUAUGAUGUCACCUACAUCUCCAUCAACAACAAUCAAUAAUUUCUUACCAUCAGAAGUCACUGCAAGUUAUUCAAAUACAAGUAAUCUACAAAACCUAGAGAGUUUGACUGCUUAUGAAGUUUUUAAAGCCGAUGGUCUUUCAUUGGCAGAAUCACAACAUAUUAAUGAUCCACAUUUGUAUAGAAAUGUUAAAAUCUCAUCAGCUCUUCUAAAAAUGCUAACCAAUCUUGGCCCUUUACAACCAGUCCGUAAAGAUUUGCCAGGAGGAGAAUUUCCUAAAUCUUCCUUUAGUGGUACUGAACGGUCAUUUUCAGAAGUUUAUUAUAAAAAAGAAACUAACAAUGAUACCCAUAGUAGACAAUGGCUUGCCUAUUCUUUAAUAGUAGACCGUGUAUAUUGCUGGACUUGUCGCUUAUAUGGUACUCCUAAAGCUCAGAAUAAUAUAUUUUCUAUGACCGGAUGUAAUGAUUGGAAACAUUUAUCUACUCGUUUAAAGGAACACGAAUCUAGUAAAGUCCAUUUAGAGUCAGAAAUUAGUAGAGCAAUGUAUGUUGGUCAAAGUCGAAUAGAUUUAUCACUAAUUAGAUCUGGAAAUACUCAAGUAUCUAAGAAUCAGGAAAUUGUCAGAGUACUUAUGGAUAUUAUUUUGUAUCUUUCAAAAUAUGAUUCAGCAUUUCGCGGCCACAAUGAAAAAUUGUUAAAAAAUGAUUCUAUCAAUCGAGGAAAACUCACUUUCGUGUCGAAAGAUUCUCAAAAUGCUAUGUUAGAAGCUUUAGCAGAAACUCUUCGUGACGAAAUCUUACAAAAAGUCAAGAACGCUGGUAUGUUUUCUGUCAUAAUUGAUACUACAACAGAUAAUGCGAAGAUUGAUCAAUUGGCAUUUGUUAUACGAUAUUGUUCUGAUGAUGGUGAAGUUUUUGAGCGUUUAGUUGGUAUUGAUGAAGUAAACGAUUCUUCUGGAAAAGGGAUGUUUGAUGUAUUUUGUGAAUUAUGUGAACGCUAUGGAUUAAACUGGAGAAAACAACUCAUUGGACAGGCAUAUGAUGGAGCUUCCAAUAUGCAAAGUGAGUUAAAAGGCCUUAGAGGUUAUAUACAAGCUCAAAAUCCAUGUGCUUUACAUACUUCAAAGUUAGAUUUUGUUGAAGCAAUGAAACUUGUUAAGGCAACUAGAAAUGAAUUAUUCCAUUUAAGAAAUUUAGGAAGAGAACAACUCCUUGAAUGUUUUAUUAAUGAAGCGAAAACUUUCUGUGAGAAAUUUGAAUUAAAUGAAAGAAAUUGGAUAUGGAAACGUAUUAGUUUAAAAAAAAAAUGGAUGGAGAAUUGUCAAAUGACGAAAGAUCAAAUUCAACCGAAGACAAUUUUGUAA
Messenger RNA from Acyrthosiphon pisum (pea aphid), 1604 nucleotides. Its product is annotated as zinc finger MYM-type protein 1-like. The annotation marks the transcript as partial. The transcript has 6 exons. The record is from RefSeq and is a predicted model, not a curated record. Lineage: Eukaryota; Metazoa; Arthropoda; Insecta; Hemiptera; Aphididae.